GUGAUUUUGGAGGGCGCACGAUGCAUGCUCAACGGAGCAAAUAGUUAGCAAAACUUUAUCACCAAGAGUAACAAAGCUUACAAAAUGCCGUUCAAGAUUGAUAUUCAUAAUCACAUUUUGCCAGAAAAGUGGCCAAACUUGAAAGAGAGAUAUGGAUAUGGAGGUUGGAUACAACUUGAGGGACAUUGCAAGGGAAAAGCUAACAUGAUGAAAGAUGAUAAAUUGUUUCGAAUUAUUGAUGAAAACUGUUGGUCUCCUGAGGCACGAUUACGUGACAUGGACAAAACAGGAGUUACUGUUCAAGCAUUAUCAACUGUUCCUGUGAUGUUCAGCUAUUGGGCUAAACCAGAAGAUACUCUAGAUCUCUGUGGUUUACUAAAUGAUGAUCUUGCAAAGACAGUUGCAAAGUAUCCUAAAAGAUUUGUUGGAUUGGGCACCCUACCAAUGCAGGCACCUAAUUUAGCUGUAAAAGAGCUAACAAGAUGUAUCAAAGAGCUUGGUUUUCCUGGUGUUGAGAUUGGCUCACAUGUAAAUGACUGGAACUUGGAUGCUCCUGAAUUAGAACCAGUGUUUGCAAAAGCAGAGGAACUUGGUGCAGCAAUAUUUGUUCAUCCAUGGGAUAUGGAACUUUCUGGAAGAAUGUCAAAAUACUGGUUGCCAUGGUUAGUGGGUAUGCCUGGAGAAACAGCUUUAGCAAUGUGUAGUAUGAUUUUUGGUGGUGUAUUCGAAAGGCAUCCAAAUCUGAGAGUAUGUUUUGCACAUGGUGGAGGCGCUUUUCCGUUUACUUUGGGAAGAAUUGAGCAUGGGUUUAAUGUCAGACCAGACCUUUGUGCCGUGAAUAAUACCGUCAACCCUAGAAAGUAUAUUGGAAAAAUAUUCACUGAUUCGUUGGUACACGACGAUAAAGCACUAAAGUAUUUGGUGGACACCAUAGGCAAGAAUAAUGUUGUCCUUGGUAGUGAUUAUCCUUUUCCACUCGGUGAACACUGUCCCGGUAAACUUAUCGAAACCGUUUUUGACGACGACUUGCAUCUUAGGGACAAACUACUGUCGUCRAAUGCUUUACGAUUYCUUGGUUURAAAGCUAGCCAGUUUGAAGUUAAAGAAACCUAAUAAGCGUCAAACCUACUGACCUAACGAUAUGACCUGUACUUGACCAGUCCUGGCCACUCCAAGGGUUUAUGAAAGCCACUCUAAAAAUAAUACAAGGAUGGGUUUAAAGGCCCAGUUUGCACCAUCAUACUUUGCGUACCUUUGUUAUUGUUUUGAUUUGCACCAAAAUACUUCUAGUAUCCAAAUAUCAUCAUAAAACGAAUUUCAGAUGGUUGAAAACUCUUAUAUUAGCGUUAUAUAUUAGUGUUAUAAAGUGCUUAGAAAAGUGAGAUGCUCAAAGAUUCGAAACACUCAGUACAAUUUAUAGACUUUCGGUAAACUGAAAAUGGCCUCCUCGCGGUCCCCAAACCAUAAUGGUGCACACUGGGCCUUUAAGAAAAGUCAUGUCAUGUAAUGAUAGCAAUCCCUUUUCGAUGUAUUAGGCGAAGCAGUUCGACAGUGUUGCGUAGCUGCUCUAGGGGAGGGGGAGGGGGAGGGAGAAAACGGAAGUGGAGGGGGAAGGGGAGGAGCGGCAAAAAAACCUCCUCCCCUUCCGUUUACUCCUCUUCCCCCCUUCCCUAGAGCCGAUAGGGCUAUAAUUCAGCAACUUUUCCUCCGCUCUCAUUGAUGGACAGUGGAACACGAGACACGAUAGUACACCCGCCGCUUUAAGAGAAUUUGUUGCUGCUGAACUGCGUUCUCGGGCACAGGUACCCCAAUGCUAGGUGUUUUUUCGAAAUAUAUAAAUUUUAAUAAAAGUAAACAUCUCUAUC
Molecule: messenger RNA, 1865 nt
Organism: Exaiptasia diaphana
Lineage: Eukaryota; Metazoa; Cnidaria; Anthozoa; Actiniaria; Aiptasiidae
Product: 2-amino-3-carboxymuconate-6-semialdehyde decarboxylase
Exons: 13
Coding region: 85-1113 (342 amino acids)
Biological process (GO): secondary metabolic process
Cellular component (GO): cytosol; cytoplasm
Molecular function (GO): hydrolase activity; carboxy-lyase activity
Source: RefSeq, a predicted model, not a curated record